CACUAAUAGCAAACUCAACUCAUUUUUUUACCAUUCACUAGUUAUUAAGUGAAUAAAUGACCAACUCAUUUAUCUAAUUCCACUAUCAUAAUAGCUCAUUAUUUAGCUAUCACUUACUACUGAUCAGUCUAUAUCCAGGAAUCAUUCCCUUAUAUUUUAUCUCUUUUGCCUCUUGUCAAUCUCUCGGAUCCUAGUAUUCCUUAUAUCAUACUCUGCAAUCCCUAUGCCCCUUACGAUGGUUGAAAGUGGAAAACGCAAGUCCAUCAAUCAUACCGGGAACGAAAGCGAAGGAGAAGAACCACACAUGAAGAAGCCCAAAUCCAUAGGCCCUACCCUGCCUUCGCACUAUACAGCGGGCGAUCCAAGAAACGACAUCAUACCCCCAGACGUGCAAAGUACAGAAAGUGAGAGUGAUGAUGAUAUAGGUCCAGGCCUACCUACUCAGGAUACGGUCGCCUCUGGUUAUCCUUUUUCAGAAUACCAAGUUAAGGAGAUUGAAGAAUCAAGUUCCAUACAGAAACAGGGUAGUCAUGCUACAUCCCAGCGGGACCAUUGGAUGCUACACCCUCCAGACUCGGCUGACAAGUAUCCAAGAGCGGAUAAGCUACACCUACGUAACCGCGGCUUUGUGAUCACAAAGUCAGGAAGAGCCCAUGGUGAUCAAAACGAUGGAGCUAGGAUGUGGACCGAAACAACUCAGCAGAAGAUGGAACGGUUAGAGAAUCAAGUAAUGGGUGUUUCAGCAACAGCUCCAGCAAGAAGACGCGCAAAAGUGGUGGGUAGUGCAUCUAAAAAUCACGCACCAACAAAAAAGCCAGGAUUACAUGAUGCCCCGGUACAGAAAUAUCUACAGGAACAGCCUGGGACUGUCAGUAGUGAAGAUGGCAAGAAAGGUUCCAACACAGAUAGGAUUAAGGGCGAAAAGAGCAGAGCUGUGCCUCGGAAAGUGGGCAGUACACAACAAAGUGAACAGUCAUAUAAAGCUGCAGGUUUUGCUUCUUACUUUAGUAAGGGCGGUGACCUAUAAGUCAUAGCCAUGCAUUUGAAGAGGGCCUAUAUGAGGGUUUAUAUAUACACAUUAUAUAGCCAAAGGCACACAUCUCUCAUGGGUACUAGGGUUGUACCCAUGCUUAGUUAUAUAAUGUCAGAGGUGCGUGCCCAAUUAGGCUUAGCGUCGCCUCAUUUAGCGCGGCCGCACCGCACAACCACCUGCUUCACAUCCAAGCUGUAGCAGCAAUAGCAACCAUCAGCCAUCUCUUCCCUUUUCCAGGCCUACUAGGCCAACAUGGUAGCA
Messenger RNA from Penicilliopsis zonata CBS 506.65, 1294 nucleotides. RefSeq lists its product as hypothetical. Lineage: Eukaryota; Fungi; Ascomycota; Eurotiomycetes; Eurotiales; Aspergillaceae. Bases 224 to 1027 code for a protein of 267 amino acids. The transcript is spliced from 2 exons. The record is from RefSeq and is a predicted model, not a curated record.